Molecule: messenger RNA, 1364 nt
Organism: Zophobas morio
Lineage: Eukaryota; Metazoa; Arthropoda; Insecta; Coleoptera; Tenebrionidae
Product: septin-1
Exons: 4
Coding region: 154-1221 (355 amino acids)
Biological process (GO): cell division; cytoskeleton-dependent cytokinesis; intracellular protein localization
Cellular component (GO): microtubule cytoskeleton; cell division site; synaptic vesicle
Molecular function (GO): molecular adaptor activity; GTPase activity; GTP binding
Source: RefSeq, a predicted model, not a curated record
CUUCUUCGACUCUCCAACUAUUGUUUGAUGUUUAUAGUUUAUAACAGAUUUAUAUUCACCCGGCUGUUACAAAUUUAGUAAAAUUCUUUAUUUUCCUUUUAUCCUUUAGUACUUGGUUCUAUAUUAAGCUUAAUUCUACUAUAUAUUUCAAAAAUGUCUAGUGAUUCUGUCAAAAAUUUUUCAAGUUUAGAAACACCAGGUUAUGUAGGCUUCGCAAAUCUACCUAACCAAGUUCAUCGAAAGUCAGUGAAAAAGGGUUUCGAGUUCACUCUCAUGGUUGUAGGGGAGAGUGGUUUAGGUAAAAGUACCCUCGUGAAUGCCCUUUUCUUGACAGAUUUAUAUCCCGAAAGACAAGUACCAGAUGCCACUGAAAAAAUGAAACAGACUGUUAAACUAGAACCUUCCACUGUAGAAAUUGAAGAACGUGGCGUCAAACUAAGAUUAACAGUUGUCGAUACUCCAGGUUUUGGAGACGCCAUAGACAACACUGAUUCAUUUUCGGCCAUAAUAAGAUACAUAGAUGACCAAUUUGAAAGGUUCCUACGGGAUGAGUCUGGGCUUAACCGCAAAAACAUAAUGGAUAACCGUAUCCACUGUUGUUUUUACUUCAUAUCUCCGUUUGGCCAUGGUCUCAAACCGCUCGACAUAGAAUUUAUGAAACAACUUCAUAACAAAGUCAACAUUGUGCCAGUUAUUGCAAAGGCUGAUGUUCUAACAAAAAAAGAAAUGCUAAGACUGAAAAAAAAAGUGAUGGAUGAGAUUCAAGAGAACGGUAUUCGUAUUUAUUCGCUUCCUGAAUGUGAUUCUGAUGAAGAUGAAGAAUACAAGGAGCAAGUGAGGCAAUUGAAACAAGCUGUUCCAUUUGCUGUGUGUGGAGCAAAUACCAUGCUCGAAGUGAGGGGGAGGAAAGUAAGAGGGCGGCUGUACCCUUGGGGAGUUGUUGAAGUCGAGAAUCCUGAACAUUGUGAUUUUAUUAAAUUGAGAACUAUGCUAAUUACGCACAUGCAGGAUUUGCAGGAGAUCACUCAGCAGGUGCAUUAUGAGAAUUAUAGAUCAGAGUGCUUAGCAAAAGGAGGCCUUCCAAAACGCAAUACAAUUGUUGAUGAAAAGGGUGCUGCAACUAGUGAUAAGGAUAGGAUAUUGUUGGAGAAAGAAGCCGAGUUGAAAAGGAUGCAGGAAAUGAUAGCUGCCAUGCAAGCGAAAAUGCAUCAGCAACAGUGAAUCUUCAAGUAUCAUAUUUUUUAUUAUCUUAAAUAUAAAGAUAGGGAUAUUUUUGCGAAUAGACAUUAUCCGAUGUAUUUUUAUUUUACGAUUUUUUUUAUUAUAUCGUGUAUGUGGAUUAUAAUUUGAUAUAUAGAAAGCUA